AUCACUUGCAUGGAAAGGGCAAAUGAGCAGCAAAAGCUGAUAAUGAUGGAGGGCUAUGGCUCAAAGGAUCCCCUAAAGGUUCAGCGGGUUAAAGAUUUGUAUAAGGCUUUGGACUUACCCAGUGUUUUUGCCGCGUAUGAGGAAAAAUCCUAUAACGAUAUAACAGAUCACAUAAAGCAAAUUUCGAGUGAUGUUCCACCAGAGAUUUUUCUACACAUUUUAAAUAAGAUUUAUCGACGUUGAUGAUUUAAAUGUGCCAACCUAAAUUUUGGUACAA
This is a messenger RNA of Stomoxys calcitrans (stable fly), 277 nucleotides long. Its product is annotated as farnesyl pyrophosphate synthase-like. The transcript is spliced from 2 exons. Gene Ontology annotation, biological process: trans, trans-farnesyl diphosphate biosynthetic process. Gene Ontology annotation, molecular function: (2E,6E)-farnesyl diphosphate synthase activity; dimethylallyltranstransferase activity. The coding region runs from base 10 to 243 and encodes 77 amino acids. The record is from RefSeq and is a predicted model, not a curated record. Gene Ontology annotation, cellular component: cytoplasm. Lineage: Eukaryota; Metazoa; Arthropoda; Insecta; Diptera; Muscidae.